UGCGUCUGAACAAUUUAAAGCAAAAACAUGUAGUGCGAGUGCAAUUUUUUCCGUUUGCGGCAUUUGAAACACUUUACGUUCGCAUUGAUGGGAAAAGGCUUAUUAAACAUUAAUUUCGCUGUGAUCGAGGAAUGGUAGAGGGAGCAGGAAGCGGUGAGGAAAGAUCCCCACAAUGAAUCAUAAAAAUUAUUUCUAUUGGCCAGCCGAUAGAAGGGGCUGUAAACAUUCAAUUAAAAGCCAAAAGAAAUAUCAAUAAUAAUUACAGCAGCUGGAAAUGCAAGAGAGCAACGGGAAGAGUGAGAACAUUUAAAUGAAAAUAAUUCCACUUGUGAGGAAAAAUAAUAAUAGUUCGUGUGUACCUCUUGUGGAAAUGAGUGAAAUAAUUUCUUUGCUGAAAUAUGUAAACUGUGAUGUGUGCUUUUCUGUGUAGUUUCGCGAAUGAUUCUGCCGGGGCCACGACGAGUGCGGAGUCCAGCGUCUGAUCUGAUCCGGAGAGUUCUCUAAUUAAGUUUGCAAUUCCUGAAAAGUUGCUGUUCUGAACUCGAAAAGGGCUUAGUCGAGGCGGCCAACGAGAAAAACAUUAUAAACAGCUUAAAUGGAAACUUUUUGCCAGCAACCAGCAGCCAGAAGCCAUAAACCAAGACAAAAAGCCCCGGACACGCACAUGCACACCCGUCGACACAGUCGGACAUAACUAUAAAGGCAAAAUCAACUUGAAAGUUGCAUUUGGCCGGGGCUUAGUGCUGGAGUUUUUUGGCUUAGCCUUUGUGUAUUUAAAUAUAUGUAUUUAGCUCUGAAUGGCUAUGUGGUAAGUCCCCCCCUGCCUGCCUGGCAUUUGGCUGGAGCUGCAGUGCCGGAGCUGGAAGUUUGCCGACGACAGAACACAUUCAUGCUGCACCGUAUGGAAUAUUAAUUACAAUCAGCUUUUUGUUAAGUGAAUUAUAAACCAAAAAGUGUAUACAUUGAAAGACAGACAGAGUGAAAGACCUCUUACAAAUCCAACAUGGGUCGCAUUAAGAAGAAGAAGCUGCCGACAGGUGUAUCGUCUGGGAGCGCCACACGCAGUGGCAGUGGGAGGAGCCGCGCCACAACAAUGGUGGGUGGAUGCUGUAUCCCACUGGGAUUACCACAACCUUUGCUGCUCGAGGAGAAGAAGUUCCUGCUGGCUGUAGAGCGUGGCGAUAUGCCGAAUGUACGCAGAAUCCUGCAGAAGGCGCUGCGCCAUCAUCACAUCAACAUUAACUGCAUGGAUCCACUGGGCCGACGAGCCCUCACUCUGGCCAUAGACAACGAGAACCUCGAGAUGGUGGAGCUGCUCGUCGUGAUGGGAGUGGAGACAAAGGACGCUUUGCUGCAUGCCAUCAAUGCGGAGUUCGUAGAGGCCGUGGAGCUGCUGCUCGAGCACGAGGAGCUCAUCUACAAGGAGGGCGAGCUCUAUAGCUGGCAGAAGGUGGACAUCAACACGGCCAUGUUUGCGCCGGAUAUCACGCCCCUGAUGCUGGCCGCUCACAAGAACAACUUUGAGAUACUGCGCAUUCUGCUGGAUCGGGGAGCGGCUGUGCCAGUGCCCCACGACAUACGUUGCGGCUGCGAGGAGUGUAUGCGCCUCAUGGGCGAGGACUCGCUGCGGCACUCCCUGUCGCGGGUGAACAUCUAUCGGGCCCUGUGCAGUCCCUCGCUGAUCUGUCUCACCUCCAGCGAUCCCAUACUGACCGCCUUUCAGCUCUCCUGGGAUCUGCGGAACCUGGCGCUGACUGAGCAGGAGUGCAAGGCGGAUUACAUCGAGCUGCGGCGUCAGUGCCAGAAUUUCGCGGUGGACCUGCUUGACCAGACGCGCACCUCCAACGAGCUGGCCAUCAUCCUCAACUACGAUCCGCACAUGUCCAGCUACGAGCCAGGGGACCGCAUGAGUCUGACACGUCUCGUCCAGGCCAUAUCCUACAAACAGAAGAAGUUUGUGGCCCACUCGAACAUCCAGCAAUUGCUCUCCUCCAUUUGGUACGACGGGCUGCCAGGCUUCCGUCGCAAGAGCAUCGUGGACAAAGUCAUAUGCAUCGCACAGGUGGCUGUGCUCUUUCCCCUGUACUGCUUCAUCUACAUGUUUGCCCCCAACUGCCGGACGGGACGGCUGAUGCGGAAGCCAUUUAUGAAGUUUCUCAUCCAUGCCUCCUCCUAUUUGUUCUUUCUGUUCGUCCUCAUCCUCGUCUCACAGCGGGCGGAUGACGACUUUGUGCGCAUCUUUGGCACGACGCGUAUGAAGGCGAAUCUGGUGGAGCAGGAGCUGCGUCAGCGGGGCCAGGCACCCAGCAAGCUGGAGCUGGUCGUGGUCCUGUACGUGGCGGGUUUUAUGUGGGAGGAAGUGCAGGAGAUAUUCGCCGUGGGCAUGAAGAACUACCUGCGCAAUAUGUGGAAUUUUAUCGACUUUCUACGCAACACACUCUACGUGAGCGUCAUGUGUCUGAGGGCCUUUGCCUACAUCCAGCAGGCCACGGAAAUAGCCAAGGAUCCACAGAUGGCCUACAUACCGCGCGAGAAGUGGCAUGACUUCGAUCCCCAGCUCAUAGCCGAGGGCCUGUUUGCCGCCGCCAAUGUCUUCUCCGCCCUAAAGCUGGUGCACCUCUUCAGCAUCAAUCCCCACCUGGGCCCACUGCAGAUAUCGCUGGGCCGCAUGGUCAUCGACAUUGUCAAGUUCUUCUUCAUCUACAGCCUCGUGCUGUUCGCCUUCGCCUGUGGCCUCAAUCAGCUGCUCUGGUACUUUGCCGCGCUCGAGAAGAGCAAGUGCUAUGUCCUGCCGGGCGGAGAGGCGGACUGGGGCUCGCACGGCGACUCCUGCAUGAAGUGGCGUCGCUUUGGCAACCUGUUUGAGUCGUCGCAGUCGCUGUUCUGGGCCAGCUUCGGCAUGGUGGGCCUGGACGACUUCGAGCUGAGCGGCAUCAAGUCGUACACCCGCUUCUGGGGCCUCCUCAUGUUCGGCUCGUACAGCGUCAUCAAUGUGAUUGUGCUCCUGAAUCUGCUCAUUGCCAUGAUGUCCAAUUCGUAUGCCAUGAUUGAUGAGCACUCGGACACCGAGUGGAAGUUCGCACGCACCAAGCUGUGGAUGAGCUAUUUCGAGGACAGCGCCACCCUGCCGCCGCCCUUUAAUGUCCUGCCCUCGGUGAAGUGGCUCAUUAGGCUGUUUCGAAAGUCCAGCAAGGUCAUCGAUCGGCAGCGUUCCAAGCAGAAGCGACUGGAGCAGGAGGAGUUCAACAAGUACGACAACAUCAUGCGCUCGCUGGUGUGGCGCUAUGUGGCGGCCAUGCAUCGCAAGUUUGAGCAGAAUCCCGUCUCCGAGGAUGACAUCAACGAGGUGAAGAGCGAAAUCAACACGAUGCGAUACGAGAUGCUGGAGAUAUUCGAGAACAGCGGCAUGGACGUGUCCUCGGCGAACAAAAAGGAGCGGCAUUCCCGACCUCGACGCAUCAAGGUCUGGGAGCGACGCCUGAUGAAGGGCUUCCAGGUGGCUCCGGUUCAAACAAGCGGGGAAUCUGAUGCCUGCUGCAAUGUCAACGGCGAAGGCGAUAUGCGGGAGGUCAAGGUCGAAAACAUACCCUCCCGGCCGGCCAAGGAGACGGCCCGCGAGAGAUUCCAGCGGGUGGCGCGCACGGUGCUGCUGCAGUCCACCACCCACAAGUGGAACGUGGUGCUCCAGGGCACGCUGCCCAACUCCCAGAUCGGACGCUGCACCAAGAACGAGCGCAAGAACCUACAAAAUCAAGGCAAGGCUAUCGAAGAGGCCAAGAGGCUUAUCAUGCUCAAUCCCGGCUGUUCCUCGGGUCGCGAGUCGCCCAUCCGCAUCGAGUUCGAAGAUGAGAAGUCGAGCACCUUGCUGCAGCUGCUCAACCAGAUAAGCGAGGAGAUCAGCGACCGCGAGCGUCCCCGAAUCAAACCCAUGUGGCGACCACCGCUGAAGUCCGUGAGCGCUAGGGCAAUGGCAGCCAACAAUGGCAGGUCUCAUACGGCGCCCGAGUUGAAAAUUAGCAGGAAGUCCCUGCCGCCACCAACUGCAGCUAAAACAACAGCUACAGCGCCUACUCCAAGUUCCGUUUCUCAGCUGGCUAGCAGUCGAUCACGAGAGCUGCCUUUGUGCCCUAGCAAACUAGCGACGGCUGCUCCUGCUCUCAAGAAGUCAACACCAAUAGCUUCAGGCACAUCUUCACGAACUCCCUUCUCCGUGGAGCUGAAGGGUCGAGGACAUAUCUCAGAUGGUGUGUCGGCGGGUAAUGCAAACUCCUUCGACAUCCACGUGGUCGAUUUGGAUGAGAGUAGAAGGCGCGUAGGCGGGGAUAAUUGUUCCGAUAUAAGCUCCAUUGCCAGCACGAGUCCCCAGCGGCCAAAGAAAGGAAACUAAAUGUGGUUGUGGCACGGACACUGACACUGACACCGAAACUGGUGAUAAUUCGCUCCACAAAUGGAGCCAGCAGAGGCAGAUGUCUCACAAAUCUAUCCACAAAUACUUUACUUGCGAGUACAUUCGGCCAACAAUACAAUUAUUUGGGCAAAUUCAAUUGAAAUGCUGCUCAUUCAAUGUAAUUCAAUACGAAUGGAGCUAAUUUAUUCACACAGCAUUCACAUGAACGGCCAGGAAUUAGCUGGCAUAAACUAGGACAAGCCGAAGUGGGUAAUACACUUUGUCGUUGCAUUUAACAUGCCAAUCAAUUCAGUGUGUGCACUGAAGUACUCCUACAUAUAAUCAAAUUGUUUUCCAGUUUUGAAGCCAAUUUGCACAUUUUGAAAUAAUUUAAAAAGUAAACUGAAUACUCCUUACGGUAAUUAACUGAUCCCCAUGUAUGCAUUUCCUACCCGGUGGCAAUAUUCGAUUAAAAUUGGAGUAUACCCAUCCGUUUUUACGUAAUCCCCCUCUGACUGUGUCCCAUAAUGCCAUUUACAUAUACCCAAUGAAGCGUACAUAGAGAUGGCGGACCCUUCGAGCUUAGUGCCCUGCCCUGCCCAGUCCAGAGUUUUCCGGGUAAAACGUGCGUAAAGUCGUGAUCCGGAAGCAUCAAAGGCAAUUGAGACAUC
Messenger RNA from Drosophila subobscura, 5058 nucleotides. RefSeq names its product transient-receptor-potential-like protein (gene trpl). Gene Ontology annotation, cellular component: cation channel complex; membrane. The record is from RefSeq and is a predicted model, not a curated record. The transcript has 13 exons. Gene Ontology annotation, molecular function: store-operated calcium channel activity; inositol 1,4,5 trisphosphate binding; protein binding. NCBI's taxonomy places the organism in Eukaryota, Metazoa, Arthropoda, Insecta, Diptera, Drosophilidae. Bases 1004 to 4387 code for a protein of 1127 amino acids. Gene Ontology annotation, biological process: calcium ion transmembrane transport; manganese ion transport; regulation of cytosolic calcium ion concentration.